This is a messenger RNA of Penicillium malachiteum, 519 nucleotides long. RefSeq lists its product as uncharacterized. Gene Ontology annotation, cellular component: membrane. NCBI's taxonomy places the organism in Eukaryota, Fungi, Ascomycota, Eurotiomycetes, Eurotiales, Aspergillaceae. The record is from RefSeq and is a predicted model, not a curated record. The transcript has a single exon. Bases 1 to 519 code for a protein of 172 amino acids. Gene Ontology annotation, molecular function: fatty acid elongase activity.
AUGGAUAUUUUCAACUCCUCCAGCUCGGUCGGACUCACUCUCCCGACCCUUGAUAUUUUCAAGAUCCCCCCACAGCCACCUUUGCAUACCCCGUCUGGACUUGAGAAUACGGCGGCAGGGAACUUCUUCUACCCAUUCAAUGUGAACGCUACAUUGUACCACAUUUCUAUGAGUCUUGACUUCGUUCUCACCUUUGUCGCGAUAUAUGUGGCUACAGUCCAUUUUCUGAACCAGUACAAUGCUACUAAUCAAUAUAGGCCAUGGGCCUUGACAAAAACCCUACUUUUCAAAGCUCUGAUGCUAGUCCAUAAUGCCUCGCUUGCCUUAUUCUCAGCCUGGUGUCUUGGUGGAAUGAUUCACACACACUAUCGACACUGGGUUUCCGCGAAAUCAGGACUUGAACCCAGUUACUCUGCCUGUGCAGAGUUUGUUUGUCAAUUUGAUUCGACAUCUUAUAGGAGUGAGCUAUAUCUUUUCACCAACCCCAAUAAUCAUAGCAUCGAUUUCACAUCUGGAUGA